Molecule: messenger RNA, 1394 nt
Organism: Annulohypoxylon truncatum
Lineage: Eukaryota; Fungi; Ascomycota; Sordariomycetes; Xylariales; Hypoxylaceae
Product: LamB/YcsF
Exons: 2
Coding region: 262-1017 (251 amino acids)
Biological process (GO): carbohydrate metabolic process
Source: RefSeq, a predicted model, not a curated record
AUGAUAACUAUCUCGAGGAGUGAUUGGUGGACUCCAAUACCGAUCGGCUGUACGGAAUCGAUACGGCUAACUGCAUGCAUCAAAAAUUGGUCCACUGAGACAAGACCUCUGCAAGUCAUAUCUGCGGGGCACGCACGUCUAUGCCGGGGGACCUACAUACUCUCCUAUGGUAUCAUACAUCGGCAUGACUAAAAUCAAUAAGGAUAUCUAACUAGACAAGAAUUUUGAUCUAUAUGCAGAACACACAGUAAGCUGCACGCCAUGGCCGAGCCACGCUGGAUAGAGAUCAACUGCGACAUGGGGGAAGGGUUCGGAAGAUGGAAGAUGGGUCCAGACGAAGAACUGAUGCGCUACGUGGACGUAGCUAAUGUCGCCUGCGGCUUCCACGCCGGCGACCCAUCAACCAUGGUCCGCACCGUCCGUCUCGCCAAGCAGCACGGAGUCCGCGUCGGCGCUCACCCGGGGAUGCCGGAUCUCCUCGGCUUCGGCCGGCGGCGGAUGAACAUUGCCCCCGACGACAUGUACGCCUCAGUGCUAUACCAGGUCGGAGCUCUAGCCGGUAUACUCGCGGCGGAGGGAGUGCCCCUGAACCACGUGAAACCGCACGGCGAGCUCUACUUCUACGUGCAGCGAGACGCCGACAUCCGCAACGCCGUGCUAUGCGCGGUGAAAGCCUUCAACGUGCCUAUUUAUGGACUUCCGACAAAGCAUAUGGUCGAAGACUGCCAGAGGCUUGGGUUGAAGCUCAUCCCCGAGUUCUACGCGGAUCUUAAUUAUGACGACGAAGCACAACUUAUGUCAGUCGCAGAGUCGGUACCUGCCAUCCCGCAAUUAGUUGCCGGAAGAAUUAGUAUGUUUGUAAAAAGCGGACAGGUGUAUAGCAAGUCCGGGAAAAGGGUAGAUAUACCGGUUGACCGGCAAGGGUUCAGUAUAUGUAUUCACUCGGACCUACCGGGAGCAUUGGAUAACGCUGCUGCGGCAAGGAAAGUUGUUGAUGAAAAGAAGAACGAGGAAUAAUUAUAUUGAAAAGGGAGAAGGAUAGGGACGAAGGGGAAAGAGAGGGAAACCAGUGGUGGUAUUCGGGUAUAUCUAGGAAGGGACCUCCCCUUGCUCAACAUUCACACAAUGGCUAGGUUUGUGUGAAAGUACGACCAGGAAAUAGCAAAUGCCUUAAUGUUAGUUGAUUAAUACACCAAUUCAGCCAUGAUCGACAAGCUUUAUCAAGAUCAAUCGAAAGUAAGGGCAUUGGGAGGAUAGGUAUCAUAUGGAAAGCACAUUCUUGAAAAGGGAAAUCCCUUCUGGACCUCCUCUACUAACUUCUACCAGAUAUUUUCCAUCAUCUCAACUUGUCAUUUGAUUAAAUACAACUCGUCUAUGUUCCUUAGUUGCUUCAG